Molecule: messenger RNA, 1956 nt
Organism: Exophiala aquamarina CBS 119918
Lineage: Eukaryota; Fungi; Ascomycota; Eurotiomycetes; Chaetothyriales; Herpotrichiellaceae
Exons: 1
Coding region: 1-1956 (651 amino acids)
Biological process (GO): SRP-dependent cotranslational protein targeting to membrane
Cellular component (GO): signal recognition particle, endoplasmic reticulum targeting
Molecular function (GO): 7S RNA binding; ribosome binding; protein binding
Source: RefSeq, a predicted model, not a curated record
AUGGCGUCUUCACUAUCCUUACUUCUCAAGAAGUCGAGCCUCGACGACCACGAACAACUCCUCGAGGCAAGCAACAGGGCCCUGAAGGCUUCCAGCUCCGACUCGCAGGCCCAACAUGUCAAAGUCGUCGCACUCAUUAAACUCGAUCGCUACGAGGAAGCUGUGCAAUUUGUCCAAGGAGCGGGAAAGUCAUUGCAGAACGAGGUUGAAUUAGAAUACGCAUAUGCGCUUUACAAGACCGGGCAGUUGGAAGAGGCCGCGAUCCUUGCAUCCAAGAUCCAGGGCAAUCGAGGCGCCCAACACAUUGAAGCGCAGGCGAGCUACCGGCUGGAGGAUUGUCGGCGCACAGCCGAUAUUUACAAACGCAUUCGUGGGCAACCGCACGACUCGGAGGAGUUUGAUCUGAGGGUGAACCAAGGGGCGAUCGAUGCUCAAGCACAGUGGCUAGGGCUUGCAGACGCAAGCGCGAUACCGAGACCCAGCAGGCAGGAUUUAGAUGCAUUUGAGACGGCGUACAAUGCGGCCUGCGGGAGUAUUGCGAGAGGGGAGCUCGCGCAGGCGGAAAUGCUACUGAAGCGGGCUAAAGAACUCUGCAAGCACUCGGAAGACCUCUCCGAACAACAGAAAGCCGACGAGCUGCUGCCGAUCUCGGUGCAACAACUUUAUGUGCUCCUAUCGCUGGGCAAGUCUACUGAAGCGGGAGCGCUGGUCAACGAAAUCAAUGUUGCCAAUGCCUCGGACCUGUCGACCAGGAAGAUCGGUGAGAGCAACAUCCUGAUGGCCUCUUCAUUGGACAAUCCCUUCGCGGCACACAAGGCUUUCAACUCGGUCAAGGAAGUUCCCCAUGACGACAGGCUAUUUUCUUACCAGAGUGUUCCGCUGGAGUCGAAUCAAACGGCGUUGGAUCUCCAAAGCUUCAAGUUCGAUGGUAUCAUCUCGGCCACGUCCAAAGUCAUCAGUAAACACCGCGCACCCACAUUGUCGAGUGCCGCAGUGCUGGCAUCACAAUUCAAUGCCUCAGCACACGCCAUGACCAAAACUGGCAAAGCAGCGAUCAAGAGGAUAUUGCCAGAAUUAGAGAAGCGGCCGAAUGACGUGGGCUUAAUUAUCACUCUGGCACAAUUGUACGUUUUGGUCGGAAACAACACAUCGGCUGUCGAGCUGGUACAGACCUUUUUCGAUCGCCUCGAGAAAUCCGUGGCAGAAAAUGAACAGGAUAUCCGAUUCAAUCCCGUCCUGGUCAGCCUGUUCAUCAGCCUACUUAAGACGCGUGGCCAGCAGUCACAAAUCAAGCAGGAACUCGCGAAAGCAGCUGGCUACUGGCGAAGCAAACCCAACCCUGCAACACAACUGCUCACCGCAGCGGGAAUUUCAUUACUGGAAUCUCAGAAGGAGGAAGAUCUGAAAGCCGCGUCUGAGAUCUUCGAUAAGCUCCGGGAACAACGACCGGACGACAAGGCGACCGUAGCGGGUUAUGUAGCCUCUCACGCGGUCACCGGGGGAGACUCGAACACUCUGCAGGUGGAAGCGGGCAAGCUGACAGCAAUAUCUGAGCUGAUUCGAAACAUUGACGUGGACGGACUGGAAAAGGGCGGGAUCCCACAAUCGUCGAACGCACUGGCAAUUGCACAGUUGAGGCGGGCGAAAAAACGUGGCGCUGCAGAUGGCACGAGCUCGAAAGCCAAGCGAGUGCGCAAAUCAAAACUGCCGAAAGACUACGAUGCGAGCAAGAAGGUCGACCCCGAGAGAUGGCUUCCGAUGAAGGACCGAAGCUACUAUCGAGCUCCUAAAGGCAAGAAGAAGGGAAAGCGUGGGGGUGGUGGUGACGACAAGACACAAGGCGGUGUGGUUAGUGAAGACCUGAACAUCGAUGCAAAGCCGGCGACUGUGGUAGCCGGUGGCGGUGGCGGCGGUGGCGGCGGCAGCAAAAAGAAAAAGGGUAAGGGAAAGAAGUGA